Electrophorus electricus (electric eel) is the source of this 979-nucleotide messenger RNA. It is a transcript of the gene jpt1b, whose product is annotated as Jupiter microtubule associated homolog 1b. The record is from RefSeq and is a predicted model, not a curated record. Lineage: Eukaryota; Metazoa; Chordata; Actinopteri; Gymnotiformes; Gymnotidae. Gene Ontology annotation, cellular component: nucleus.
CGUAAAGUCUACCGAGCGGGGCUUCGCUUAGAUCCAUCCGAAGUCGGGCGGAGUCCAUGCGGACAGUGGGGACGGAGGAUUCAGAUAAUUUAGCCAGUUCAUCUUAAGGCAUACGGAGCAGUGAAGCGACAAAACGACCCUGACGACAUGACCACGACGACCACUUUCCAAGGGAUGGAUCCUAGUGCGAAAAAUAGCUCCAGGGUGUUGCGGCCUCCAGGUGGAGCCUCCAACAUCUGCUUCGGCACAGAUGAGGACAAGCCAGCGCGCAAGAACAGAAUGGCAUCCAACAUCUUCGCUGAGCCUGAUGACCCCCACGCCCAUCGGAGGAACAACCCGCCUGGUGGGGAGGCCAGCGGGGUGCUCUGUGGGGAACACUCUGCCCCUCUGAGGAGGUGCCACCAGCCGCCAAUCUUCCUGAACGACUCCGCCUCUACCGAGCACCAGUCCAACCCUGUGAUUGAAAACCAGGAGCCAGAGAGCUACGAUCAGUCAGAGGAAGUGGAGGUGUCUGAGGAGCAGCAGAAGGACGAGCAGGCUAGCGGUGCCGCCUCUGGCCGCAGAAACCCCCCUGGUGGCAAAUCCUCCCUCAUACUGGGCUGAGCGCGCACUUUUUUUUUUCUUUCUCUCUCUCGCGCUCUCUCUCCUCUCCUCUUUUUUUUUUUUUUUUUUUUUUUUUUUUUUUUUUUUUUUUUUUUUUUUUUUUUUUUUUUCUAAGAAUUCACUACGUCAAUUUGCUCAUGUGAGCCAUGGGAUUUUCUUCGCCCACUACCACCUGUGUGUAUUUUUUUUGUUUUUCUAUCGCAUAAAAAGAGAUCGUUGGCAGAAGCACUUUAUGUAAAAGCUCCAUUUCAGCCCCGCUAGGACCGGCGCGCUCCCUCUCGCCCUCCGCGCCGUCCAGCGCGAACCGUUUCCAAGCAAGAAAAACAUUUGUUGGCGCAAAAUUUCUAAGUACAAAUAAAGAUUGAUUAUGAAUUUG